Molecule: messenger RNA, 4372 nt
Organism: Apodemus sylvaticus (European woodmouse)
Lineage: Eukaryota; Metazoa; Chordata; Mammalia; Rodentia; Muridae
Gene: Znf25
Product: zinc finger protein 25
Exons: 8
Coding region: 759-2018 (419 amino acids)
Biological process (GO): regulation of transcription by RNA polymerase II
Molecular function (GO): RNA polymerase II cis-regulatory region sequence-specific DNA binding; DNA-binding transcription factor activity, RNA polymerase II-specific
Source: RefSeq, a predicted model, not a curated record
GGGGAGAUCAGCGGGAGGCAGUCCGGUUUGAGCCACCGCCCGGGUGACGUGGCACCCACCCGCCUUGUCCGCCGCCACGUCGGCGUCAGCCCGCUUCUCAGCCUACCCCGGGCAUCUGCAGCGGAGGCCGCGGGACUCCCUAAAACCACUGUCACCGAGGGUUCUCCAGAGUCACAGAACUCGUGGGUAGUCUCUAUAUAGUAAGGGAAUUUGUUGAUGACUUACAGUCUGUAGUCCAACUCCCAACAAUGGUCAGCAGCAGCUGUGAAUGAAAGUCAAAGGAUCUAGCAGUUGCUCAGUCCCACAAAGCAAGCAGGCAAAGAAGAGAGUGAAUCUUCCUUCUUCCAAUGUCCUUAUGAGACCUGGAGCUGUGGUGUAUGGUUUGCUAGGACUUCACUUAAAGAGUGGAACCCGCUCUAAAAACAGAAAAUGCCCAAGUUCAAGGUAAUAAUCGAGGAGACUCCUGAAUUUGCUAAGAGGGAACUAACUGGAAAUCACAAAUGCCAUUGUAAAACCAUAGCACCGAAAGUCAGAAGGAAGAAGAGAUAUUUCGUUGAAACAAAAUACGGGUGACUGUGGCUUAGGAAUGCAGACUCAAGAUAUCUCAAAUGACGUGUUCCAAUUUGGCAACAGUUUUUGAAUGACAGAGCGAGUCAUAAGCCAAGGGACCCAUAACAUUAAAGGAUGUGGCUGUGGAAUUCUCCAAGGCAGAAUGGAAGCUCCUGAGCCCUGAUCAGAAGUCCCUUUACAAAAAUGUAAUGCUGGAGACCUUCAGUAACCUGUUCUCUGUGGGUUAUCGUGUGGUUAAGCCAAGUGUGAUCUCCAAAUUGAAGAAAGGAAAAGAGCCAUGGCCACUAGAAGAAUUUUUUCGUCAGAGUCGUGGUGGCAAGCGGCGGACCACUCAGGACAACUCCAGAGCCAAACAUCAGGAGCAACAGGCUGGAAAUGCAAGGAAAGGAGAACUCACAAAGCAUCAGAAAACUCCCACCCAGCAUGAAAGCUACGACUGUAGUCAAUGUGGAAAGUCCUUCUGUCAGAAGUCCUCCCUGCUAGCGCACCAGGAAACACACACCAAGAAGUCCUAUAAGUGUGAGAAAUGUGGACAAGCUUUCUAUAAAAGUGAAGAACUCACAAUCCAUCAGAAAGUUCACACCAGAGACAAAACCUACCCAUGUAAAGAAUGUAACAAAAUUUUCUAUCACCUGUCAUCUCUCACUAGACAUCUGAGAAUCCAUGCUGGGGAGAAACCCUAUGAAUGUAGCCAGUGUGAUAAAUCAUUCUACCAGAAGCCACACCUCACGGAACACCAGAAAACACACACAGGGGAGAAACCUUUUGAGUGUAAGGAAUGUGGGAAGUUCUUCUAUGUGAAGGCAUACCUCCUGGUGCAUCAAAAGACGCACACGGGAGAGAAACCUUUUCAAUGUAAGGAAUGUGGGAAGUUCUUUUCUCAAAAAUCACACCUCACAGUCCAUCAGAGAACACACACAGGGGAGAAACCUUAUAAAUGUAAGGAGUGCGGGAAACUGUUCUCUAGGAAUUCACACCUUAAAACCCAUCAGAGAACUCACACCGGGGAGAAACCCUAUAAAUGUAAGGAGUGCGGAAACUGCUUCUACCAGAAGUCAGCCCUCACUGUGCACCAGCGAACUCACACCGGGGAGAAACCUUUUGAAUGUAGUAAGUGUGGGAAACAUUUUUACUAUAAAUCAGAUCUCACCAAACACGAGAGAAAGCAUACAGGGGAGAAGCCGUAUGAAUGUGCAGAGUGUGGCAAAUCUUUCUCUGUGAACUCAGUCCUUAGAUUACACGAAAGGACUCACACAGGAGAGAAGCCAUAUGAGUGUGAGAUCUGUGGGAAGUCCUUCUCUCAGAAGUCACAUUUUGUCAUCCAUCAGAGAAAGCACACAGGGGAGAAGCCCUACGAGUGUCAGGAGUGUGGGGAAGGCUUUAUCCAGAAGUCACAACUCACAUCACAUCAGAAGACACACUCCAAGAAGGGAAAAGCUAGCAAAUAGUGUGAGUUCAGAACCCCCGCAGGAGUUCACCCUUUGACUGUAACCCACACAGAAGGAGAACCUUCUAAAUAUGGAGGAAAUGAUAUCAGCCAUGGUUUUUUUUCAGAGAAUUAUCAACAAAUGUGCAGAAAGAAAUUCUUCCAUGUUAUUAGGUAGACCUUUACAAUAGGGUCAACUUUCAUAAAUAUCAGGUGGCAGAGACUGCAAACUACAAAAUGUGAAUGAAACUUUUUCUUUAGAAGUCACACUGAUGCCAUAUAGAAAUAACAUGGGGCAGAAAUCCAGUAAGUAAGUGAAUUUCCAGAAGUUUCCAUCAGCAUCUAGCACUAUACAUGCAGAGUCCACAGUGAGGAACUCUCGUGGGUAUCUGGCACUCAGAAGUCUCCUCAUAUGGUUGCACUCAUCUUAAAAAGAUGAAGGGGAACUCGUGCAACAGAUAUAAGAGCCUUAUCGAGAAUAUGCCCAUCAAGGAAUGUUAAUUGUGUGAAUACUUUAAUUGUUCCUAUAUGUUAUUUUAAAUAUCUGAAACACCUUCAACAAAAAUUUAAAACAAUUUACCCCGAAGGCAGUGGUCACAUUCCAAGUCUUGCUUCCAGUUCCAAGGUUAUUUUUACUUCCUAAGGAAACAUAUAAUAUAAACAGAAACCAACUAAUAUCGCAUAUGUCAAAGGUAUUUAAAGAGCGAAACACAGGGACUGGAGAGAUGGCUCAGUGGUUAAGAGCUCUGAUUGCUCUUCCAGAGGUCCUGAGUUCAAUUCCCAGUAACCACAUGGUGGCUCACAACCAUCUGUUAUGGGAUUUGAUGUCUUCUUCUGGUGUAUCUGAAGAGAGUAACAGUGCACUCACAUACAUAAAAUAAAUACGUAAAUCUUUUUUUUAAAGAGCAAAAAACAAUCAAGAAACAUAAUUAAACAAAGUCUUGAUAUGUAGAUGUAGGUGUGUGUGUGUGAUUAUCUAUAAAAGUAAUUUCUAAGUGUGUGACUUGCUGGUGGAACCCAUGGUGGUUGGUCCUGAACUCAGUAGCUGGGUAAGGACACAUGUCACAUUGUAUCAACAGUGAUUCCUACCUGCGGCAUUGCUCCUGUAACAUAUAUUGGUGUACACUUUAAAUGCAUAGUGUGUCUUUUUUUUUGUCCUCUGGGCACUUACAAGUGGGUUCAGACAUUGUUAUUAAAUGGACCCUUCAAAAGAAACACUUUUUGUAACUUUUUCCUCUAUAUAGUGAUGGGCUGAACUUGCAGUUGGACAUGCAUCUGAGCGGUCUGAGCUGUCUCUAAAGGAGCAGUAUUUCUUUAUCUUACUAUAGAUAUGUAGCAGUGGCGUCUGUGUUUGUAUUGUGUAUGAAAAAUACCUCAUGGUUUUCCUUCCUAUUCUGGGUAGCAGAGGCAACAUGACCAGUGGCUGAAAGUGAGAGUCUAGGUUCCUACUGCCUUCUUUGACCCAGAUCCCAGCAUGGACAGAUCAUGUAACUUCACUGUGCCUCUCCCUCUGUCUCUGUAAGAGAAAUGAUAGUAACAUCCUAGAAUUGCCUUGAGGUUGAAAUGUGUUGUUAUUCUGAAGCACUCAGAACAGUGUCUGUAAAACAUAAGAACUCGACAUUAGAUAGUAUUCUCAUUAAUUUGCAUUUCCCGAAUCACACCGUGAAAAGGUUGGCAACCCUGAAUUUAUCUCCCACCUUCUUCCUGUUAGUGCCUUGAUUUGAUUCGGCUGUGUAUCUCCCCACCUUGGCUGUGGAGCAGAGCCUGAGUAGGCAAGGCCAGGGGUUGGUGAACCACAGUCCAUCGGCCAGAUCCACAGCCCAUUUUUGUAGCCUGUAAGCUGAGAUUAGUUUUAUAUGACUCAAUGAUUGCAAAAAUUAAAUAUUUUGUGACACAUGAAGGUUGUACAAAAACAAAAGUCCCAUGUCUGUAACUAAAGCACUUUGAGAACACUAAUACAGACCUGUUUGCUUACAUUCUGCCUGUGCUGUCUUUGCCCUGUGCUAGCAAGGCAGACCACAUGGCUGGCAGAGCCUGAAACAUUGCUGACUCAGCACUUUACCACAUAGGUUUCUGUUAUGUUACCACACAGGAACUGGGCACGCUGCAGCCCGUCCUGAGCCCUUCCAAACGGUCUGUUUACCAAAUGUGAUGCCUCAGUAUAUGCGUGGGUGAAUUCUGUGCAGUAUAUUUAUUUUGUGCAUUGUAUUUAUAUGUGGAAAAAGCCUGAGCUUUGAAGUACUUUUUCCCAAAGAAAUGUGGUUUUUUUUUACUUACUGAAUUGUUAUGCUAAAACAUGUCUCCUGAUAGAAUGUAACAAAAAUAUGAAAUAAACAUUGUCUCAAUUAAAUGGAAUUAAAUUUUCAAUUAAUCUUU